This is a messenger RNA of Mesorhabditis spiculigera, 3171 nucleotides long. The record is from the annotation of a GenBank genome assembly. NCBI's taxonomy places the organism in Eukaryota, Metazoa, Nematoda, Chromadorea, Rhabditida, Rhabditidae.
AUGGAAAGGGCGAAGCGCCGAUUCGCCUCGGCGCUCGAUGGGCUGCGGUCGAUCGGAAAAGUGGAGGUGAAUGUGGAGGAGAGGAUACAGCCCGAACAUUGCGCAUUCUUCAAGAUUGUGCGACACGGGUUCCCGGAUGAUGCUCGUUGUAUCACCUACGAUCCAGUCCAAAGACUCCUCGCCAUCGGAACUGGCCAUGGCACCGUUCGGAUUGUUGGCGAUGUGGGCGUUGACUAUCUGCUUCGACACGAGACCGAACACGCCGUCCUCCACGCCCAAUUUCUUAUAAAUGAAGGCGGUCUGAUCACGGCCUGCUCAAACGACCUGAUCCACCUUUGGAAUUUCCGCCAAAAACAGGCGGUCAUCGUGCAUUCGUUGCAAUUGAGCAAGGAGUCCGUCUCGUGCAUACAUUUGCCGCUGCAGAGCAAGUGGCUUUUCGUCGGCACAGAUAAGGGGAAUGUAUAUUCCGUCUCGGUGGGCACUUUUCAAAUGAGCAGCUACGUCAUCAACUGGAACAAGGCGAUUGAUUUAAGCUGUCGAGUCCACCCUGGCCCCGUCAAACAAUUGGCAGCAUGCCCCACCGACCAGUCGAAGCUGUUGAUCGUUUUUGAGAAGGGCGUGGCCGUCAUUUGGAAUCUAACGUCCAGAGAACCAGAAAGAUUACCGUUGGACCCACCGAUAAAAUGCGCCAGUUGGCACUACGACGGGCGUCAAAUAAUGUGCGGAAACGUCGACGGUUCGGUGUCGAUAUUUAAUAUUCGGAAGGUUGGAGAGCCGGUGCAGAGGUCCACCCCACACGGUCAGGGGCCAUGUCGACCCAUUCACCAACUUGAUUGGAGACAUUGGAAUGAGAAUAACGAGCAGCUGGUUGUUUUUAGCGGAGGUAUGCCCAGCGACGACGGUCCGCCCAUGCCGGCGUUGACCUUGUUGAAGGCGGCCCGAUCGGCGACGGUGCUCGAGAUGGACAACCCGAUUCUCAGCUUUAUUACGCUGUCCUCGGUGCCAUGGCCGACGGCUCCUCAACAACCUCAUGCCGUUGUCGUUUUGUUAAAGGGCGACAUUAUGUAUAUCGAUUUGCAGAAGGAGAACUACCCUUGCCUCGAGUCCCCACAUGCAAUGGAUCUACACGAGAGUCCAGUGACCGCCCUCAGCUAUCACUCCGAAUGCCCUUCCGAUUUGAUGGGAGCCCUCGCUCUCGUUGGAUGCAAACAGCGGAAAAAGGGAUUUUCGGAUCGGCAAUGGCCAAUCAACGGCGGAGUGGGUAGAGAAGCGGCCAGCGGAUACCAGGAGCUCCUUAUUACAGGGCAUAAAGACGGAACUGUGCGCUUCUGGCAGGGCUCCGGUGAACAUCUCCAGAUUCUAUAUCGACUGAAGACGGCUUCCCACUUUGAACGUCUUGAACAGGGCGACACGCUGAAGGACGUCUCCUAUGCCGUCAAUUCGUUGCAUCUAUGCCCCGAGUCUCGACUACUGCUGGUGACCGGCCAGGCCGGCCAGUCGACGCUCUUCCGGUUUAACAAGACGGAGAGCACGAAUACGAUCGCGGUCGUCAACCUCCCUGCCGUCUGUUCCCAUAUCCCAAAUGGGUAUGCAAAUGCGGACGAUCGGCCGUCAACUUCGACCUGUCGCGAAAUGAGACGGCAGAAGAAGUUCGAUUCGCGUGACACUGACGCGUCGACGGAUACGGAUGAGGAUGAGGAUGGGGGAGGACGACUCUAUCCAUUCAAAGUACGCGGCGCUCCCGUGAAACGAUCGCCCGGAUUUCAGCCGGAACUGGCGUGUAUGUUGCCGUGGCCAUGCCCCACGAAGCCUCCACCCAUCCAAGCGGCGGCUCUCAACUCUGCAUACGGUGUCAUAGCCAUUGCCAGUCAGGGCGGCCUGGCGCUUGUUGAUAUUGCUCAGUGCGCCCUCAUCUACGCCUGGGCCACCGCCGAACUCUACGGGGCCGAACCCACGCCAUGCGUCCAAUUGACAUCGCAGCAAACCACCGAUAGCUCCACAUUUUCUGCCGAGGAUUACGAUGGUGAAUUCGUGUCGUCCCUCUCCUUCAUACACUCGUCUACCCGGAAAAAUGACGGAAAAUCGGGCGCCUCGCUGUGGGUGGGUACAUCAAAUGGAGCAUGUCUGGGUCUCUCGCUCCUCCUCCCCGGUGAUCGUCUCUCAUCUACCGUUGUCGUCGCCCCAUCAGGCACGGUGAUCCGAUGUCGAGGCCAGGUGCUGCACUCGUCAUUUAUGGAUGGUGCAUUCUGCCUGCUUGCCCCCGCCGUCGAGCCGUUCAGGGAUGCCUCGAGGGAUAGCCCCGAUCAUCAGGUAUCGAAUCGCGUGCGAACGAAGACAACCGUCUCCCCCACCGUCUCAAACAGCGUCGAUUCCGAUGGGGGCACCAAUGGCCAACAAUCUACCGACAUCUCCCAGGUGGCGAUCGUGGUGGCAGAAUGGGAGAUACGUGUACUCGCCCUGCCGUCAUUUUCGCUCAUUUUCCAUCACAAAUGCGACGAAAUUCCGUUGGUUAAGGCUUCAUCCUCGCACGUCAACGGCCAACCAGUGCUUCUCUGCCUGUCAGCAUCCGGUCAGCUUCUCUGCUUCUCCCUGCCCUCUCUCCGGCCCCUUCUCUCGCAUCAGCUCAUCCCGCAUUCCAUCGACUAUGACGAUCCGAUUGUGCAAAAAGCGGCUUUCUCGGAGCAUGGCCUUGGUGUCUACAUGGUCAGCCCCAGCGAGCUGGAAAAGUACACGGUAUGCGCGGAGUUGGGUGAUCAAGUGGAAGAGGCGCUCGGCGAGCUGUUCGUCCCCGUCGACAUGCCCGAGGCCCCAAAACAGACCGGAUUGCUCAAGGGCGGUCUGUCAGCCCUCUUCUCUGCCAAUUCCCGGCAGGAAACCGUCGACCUCGAUACACUAUUCAGCGACAAGGAUAAGCCGCCCUCCGCCGCGACGUCGAUGCGCAGCGUGGCCAAGAUGAUCCCCGGUCCGCAGAUAUCGAUGGAUCGGGCCCAUCAAGGAGGCGUCUCCGCCGGUCUGGCUGCCCAAAUGGCCCUGCAGAAUCUCAACGAGCGCGGCGAGCGUCUCAACCAGGUCGCCGACGCCACCGAGAAUUUGAAAAACUCGGCACAGAGCCUCUCAUCGCGAACCGGCAAACUGGUGGAGAAGUACGAGAAGAAGAAGUGGUACAACUUC